Molecule: messenger RNA, 3838 nt
Organism: Triplophysa rosa
Lineage: Eukaryota; Metazoa; Chordata; Actinopteri; Cypriniformes; Nemacheilidae
Gene: gabpb1
Product: GA binding protein transcription factor subunit beta 1
Exons: 8
Coding region: 1366-2511 (381 amino acids)
Biological process (GO): positive regulation of transcription by RNA polymerase II
Cellular component (GO): nucleus
Molecular function (GO): protein binding; transcription cis-regulatory region binding
Source: RefSeq, a predicted model, not a curated record
GAUCGCGUCCGCCGGAUGUGGAAAUGGAUGAGUUUACGGUAUUAAUAUUUCCUCUUCCCCCGGAACACGAGCGAUUUCCUGUUUGUCACGCGGAACGGGCCGUUGCCGCUCUCGUGCUCGUGUCUGUUUCAGGCCUUCGGGAUUUAAAUGACAAGAGUUUCAUUUAUAUACACGCGAUGAGAAAACUCUGACGAGGAUCCGCACGCGCGUGUUCAUGAUCAUUGAUGAAAUAUUAAUAAUGCCCGUCGAUUUUUUUCCACAGCCAUAAAUAGGGAUGAGAAAUGAAAUGAUUCUGUUUCUGUGUUAAAUUGAGCUUUCAACUGACCCGCACAAACACAUUUACCAUGUCUACUGUCUCUUACUGCUGUAAAAUAUAAGUAAAUCCAUUUUGUCAUUCUGGUAUUUUAGUGAAAACGUUUUGGAUUUGACAGUUCUGCCAUCGUUUAUUCUGUCUCAUGUGUAGGGACUCUGUGCAACACAAUAAAAGAAGAUAUCUUGAGAAAUGUCUCAGUGGUUUUUUGUUCAUACAAAGGAAGUCGAUGAGGUUCAGUGUUGUUUGAUGAUCAACAUUCUUCGAAAUAUCUUCUUUUGUGUUCUACACAAGAAACAAACUAACUAACUCAUACAGGUUUGACACGACAUGAGAGGGAAUAAACGAUGACAGAAUUCUCAUUUUUGGAAUUAUUCCCUAUGACAGAAUGUUAUGGUAAAUAUUGAACGUGACUGUCGUGUUCAGUUCAAGAAUCUGAAAUCAAGUCUAAUUGUUAUGAUGAGAAACUGAUGGUUUAAAGAUCCUUGAGAACGUACAGCUGCUUGUAAAUGCAAAUGAAUUAGAUUCUUUUAUGACUUUGUGCCCUGCUUACAUUUCACACACUACUAUAGUAAAACCAGAGUAAGGGUCUUAAGACCAAACUUCGAGUUAAACAUCAGAUUAUUUGUUUGAGUGUAUGGACACUGAUUUUACACAAUCAAUGUGACACACAUGUACAGUCCCGGUUAAAAGUUUGGAAACGCUUGACUGAAAUGUUUCUAAUAAUCAAAACUGUGUUCUGUUCUCAAGAUGUCUAUAUAUUAGAUAUUAUUGUGUCAACAUUUCUGUUCUUAAAUCAUGAAGCAGUCGUAAGAGCACUGAAUAGAUGUGAAGUCCUUCAACAGGGGACAGCGGGGUAGAACGUAAGGCUUUUUGGUUGUAGCUCAAUCACGUCUCUGCUACGAAUGAACACUUGAAGUUUGUUUCUAGAACCUAGCGUUCCCGCACAAUUACAGCAAAAGUGCCAACGUUACACCUUACCUCAUGGGUGGGGUUCGUUGUAGCACCUGCUAACCAGUUCUCAAUAUUACUCUGUCUUUAAACUAGAGGUGGAUAUGGUCUGUCGACAAUCUAUCAUCCCUCAUCUAACCGUCCUUCUAUCAUACAUCAAUACAAAUCCAAAGAUGUCUCUGGUGGAUUUGGGGAAGAAGCUCUUGGAAGCGGCUCGUGCCGGUCAGGACGAUGAGGUUCGGAUACUGAUGGCCAACGGAGCGCCCUUCACCACCGACUGGCUGGGCACGUCUCCGCUUCACCUGUCGGCACAGUUCGGUCAUUUCUCCACCACAGAGGUUCUGCUGCGGGCCGGGGUGAGCCGAGACGCCCGCACAAAAGUGGACCGAACGCCUCUGCACAUGGCCGCAUCUGAGGGUCACGGCGGCAUCGUGGAGCUGCUGCUGAAGCACGGAGCAGACGUGAACGCUAAGGACAUGCUUCAGAUGAGCGCUCUGCACUGGGCCGUGGAGCACGGUCACAGAGACGCGGUGGAACUUCUGCUGCGCUUCGGAGCCGACGUCCACGCGCAGAGUAAAUUCUGUAAGAACGCGCUGGACAUCGCCCUGGACAACGGCUCUCACGAGCUGGCCGAGAUCCUGCAGGUGGCCAUGCGGAACCAGAUCAACACCAACCCCGAGAGUCCCGACGCGCUGCCGCAGUUCAUCAUCGGUCCCGGGGGAGUGGUCAACCUGGUCUCACCCAGCAAAUCCACGGUGGUGGCCGGCGAGGAGGUGAUAACCGCUGACACAGUCGACGGGGCCAUUCAACAGGUCGUGAGCUCUGGAGGUCAGCAGGUCAUUACCAUAGUAACAGAUGGCAUUCAGCUGGGCAGCCUGCAGACUGGCACGGCCAUCGGCCAGCCCAUAAUAGUCACCAUGCCCGAUGGGCAGCAGGUAUUAACAGUGUCCGACACGGAGGUGGCAGAAGAAACCGUCGUCAGCGACGAGCCCACCUUUAAACGUCAGCGUGUGAAAGAAGAAGAAGAAGACGACGACGAUGAGACCAUCGGAACGCAAGAUGUUCACAUCCGGCAAACCGUCUCGCUGGACGACUUUCAGGAGAAAGUGGCUCUGCUGAAGCAGCUAGAAGAGGCCAAUCGUGAAGCUCAGAGAUACAGACAACAGUUUCUGAAGAAAGAGCAGGAGGCAGAAGCUUACAGACUGAAACUGGAGGCCAUCACACGCCAGAGCGCCAACAAAACACUGUGACACAUCAACAUCACGUUUAUCUGGAUUCGAUUAUAGAAAUCCUGAAAAUAUCACGGGAUCGGUGGUUUUCAGGCCUGGAAUUUUCAAUCAUCAGUAAAGACUUUGAUCUUGUUACACUCAGUGUUGGGCAAGUUACUCUGGAAAAGUAAUUAAUUACUAGUUACUAAUUACAUAUUCAAUAGUGUAAUUAGAUAACUGUACAAAUUACAGUUACAAAUUAAUGACUUAUUACUAAAUUCUUUCUAUAUCCUACAUCAACCUUGAUUAGUUCAGUGAUUGAAGGAUAGACAUGAAACGACUCUUUUCAUUCAUUCAAAUAAAUCAUAUAAACGACAUAAAGUAUUACCAAAGUAUUACAAAUACAACAUACUUUACAAAAAACAUUACUGGAAGGCAUCUUGAGACAGAACAAUCACACUGAGAUAUUUUAAGAAGUUGUUUUCGAUGAAGACACCUCUGACAUUUCAGUUAGUCUGGGACUAGGCUUAAGCCCUGUCUGGGAAACUGCAUCAGAAGUAACUGUAAUUAAAUGACAGAAAAAAUAAGAGUAAUCCCUUACUUUACUUUUUAAAGGGCAAAGUAAUUCAAUUACACUAACUAAUUACUUAGUAAUAACACACCCAACACUGGUUACGCUCGAAUAUAAGCAUGUGACAAUAUUAAAUAUUCACAAUAAUUGCUGGAACUUUUUGGGGGGUAUUAUUGCUCUGUUGAAUUAGGUUACAAAACAUUUUAAUAACAGCUUAAAAAAGAAUGAAACCUUGAAUAUGUAAAUAUAAAAAAGUGAAAUAAAUGAAACAACUGUUAUAAGCAGAUUCAGAUGGAAAACAACCCAACUGUAUAGAACAAUAAUGAAACACAUUUUCUGCCAAUAUCUUCUGAAUCCGCAUGUUUCAAUCCAGAUUCAAAUCUGUGGGAUAAAUGUGUAUCAGGAGCUCAUGCUUAACCACAGUAUAUGAUUCAAUACAGGACUUUUACUCGAAGAUCUUGGGAGUUCCGUCUCUUGUGUAGUAACAAACAACAGGAAAAGACUGCGCACAGAAUCUUUUGCCAUUGAUGUUUGCAGAUGUUUGACUGCGAUGCUGAAUUCUGUUGUUCAUCAGAUGAGUAUCAGUGGGAAUGUUUAAUAGAGAAAAAUGUUCAACAUCUGCUUUGCUGUGAGAUCUUUUUUCAGAUUCUUUCAGUGCUGAAAAUGUCUUUUAAUCUUGUAAGAAUGAAGAUAUUUUUAUUGACUUGUAGUUUCCUCAUGAUGGAUGUCUGUGAUGAUAUAUUUUCUCUCAUAAAUGUUCUGCUUGUUAAAACCCAAAACUGUUGGAUUUAUUUUCAG